AUGAAAGGCUCACUUUCCUCGUACGAGAAGGAUCUUCCGAGCGAUCUUCUUGAGCUGAUUGAUCACACAACACGAGGGGUGCAGCGUCUGUACGAAACGACGCGGCGCAGGGAAACUUUGGGUGAGUCGAGAGAGCGGAAGGCGUUUGUAGAUGAUGGACGCGCAAGCGCAUGUGGUGUGCAACACACAGAGGAAUUGGCAGGGACGGCACGAGCAGGCGGUGGCGUAGCCGUUCCGCCUGUCAUGGGAAAAAAGAGGACAGCCGGAUUAUCAUCAUCCUUGUUGCCACGCACAACGACAGCAGCGGUACACGAGGACAGGCCGCCACAUUACUGUUAUCAAAGUGAAAACGGGAGGCCGCUUCAAAAACACCGCCGUGAACCGAAUAAUAAAGACACGAGUGCGGAGAGCAGCGGGACAAACGGGGCGCGGCGGUGGCCGUGGAGUCGUGUGCAGACGUUAUCGAUGGGCGUUGCUGCGGAUGGGCGUUCUGGCACCUCCACAACUAAUACGACGCUGUCAUCGGAUGCCCCAUCUCGUACGCUUUUAGCCCAUUCGACGCAAGGAGCAGCAAGAAGCGGCCAAAACGUCUCGGUAAAAGGCACCGUGAACACUUCUACCACCGGUACGGAGGAUAAUAAUGCCUCUCAGAUUGGCCAACGGUGGAAAGACACAUUUAGGUCUCUUCUCUCCGGUGCGGCGGCAAAUAAUACGAAUACCCCAACACCAGCGGCCACUGAGGCUUCUGCCGCACCAUACGAAAACACGCACACGGAGCAAAGAGGGCCGGUGACGAAUCUCCCGCAUGAAACCUCGCUGUCACUGGAGGCCACAGAGACAAGAAGACAGCAUGACGCUCAUGCAUUCAUAUCGACACAAACGAGCGCGGCUUUGGAACGUUUGCGGCGCCAGUUGGCGGAACAGGAAGCAUCCCACCGUGAGGAACUUUCGCGUAUCCGCAUGGAGCACAAUCGGGAACUUUCCCAGCUUCGUCACGAGGCCUUGGAGACGCGGCAGAAAUCUGAAGAGGAGGUCACAACGCAACUUCAGGCAUCCUUUAACGUGAAGCAGAAGUUGCUUCAGGUCGCAGUUGAGGAAGAGCGGUUGCGGGCGGAUGAAGCGCGAAAGACAGUGGAAGAAAGGGAGAAGGCUAUUGAGAAACUAAAAGUAGAGUUGGAGGCUGCCACUUCCCAGCGCCAAUCUUUGCAGGGCGAUGUGGACGCAAAGAAGAGGCAAUUGGCAGAUCUACGUGAGUCUUUGAAGGGUACACGAAAGCGGCUGGCCGAGCUGGAAGAAGAAUUGGCGAAGCGCAAAGGAGAUCUGGUGGAGAGCAGGCAGCGUGAGAAAAUGAUGACGAUGCGUGAGAAGGAUGCGUUGGAUUUGGUGAGCCGUUUGGAAUUACAGCUGCGGGAGCAGGACCAGCGCUCACGGGAGGAACUUCGCCGGCUGGAAGCGGAGUUCCAUCUAACCACUAAGAGCUAUCAGGAUCUGAUUGGUGAGGCAACCGAAAAAUUAACUGCACUGGAGAAGGUGGAGCGAAAGUACCAUGCGCUGAAGGAACAGCGCCGGCAGCAGAAGGAACAACAGGAGGAAUUGGCAUUAAAGUUGACUUCCGUGCAGGAGGAUAAAAAACACUUGACCGAGCGUCUGGAAUUCCUGCAGCAGGAGCUGGAACAACUCCGCCUUCAGAUUGCACGGAAGGAACACGAAAUGCGUGAGGAACGUGCAGGGCAUCAAAAAAUUGUGGAGGGCAUCACACAACAACUGCAAGAGGAAGAGCACAAAUAUUGUCGUGAAGUCGAAGCGCUGCAACAGGCCUUACGUCAUGCAGAGGACCGCACGGUGCGUCUGGAACGCGAGGUGGAGGGUUUAAGUGAACAGCUGAAAGAGGAGCAGGCGCACAGCAAGCAACUGCUGUUGAAAAUGGAGCAAAGCGCGCUGCGGCACCAGGAGGACCUUUCCAGUACACGUCGUGCGGCAUCUGCACACCAGCAGCAGACGGAAAGUGUGCUGUCCAGCUUGAGACGGCAGCUGCGUGAGAAGGACGCGAAGUUAGAGGCGCUUGCCACGACGGCAUCGGAGCCUAUUCAGCGGCUACGCAAUCAACUUGAAGACGAGCGCAGCAAGCGAGCCCACCUUGAGGAGCAAUUUAAUCGGUACAAACAAAGGGCGAAGGUGGCGAAGGAAGCCGCACUACGCGAGAUUCGGCGGGAGCAGCAGCGCGCGCCCUUUGCCCCGCGUUCUCUGAGUCGAACAUCUGCUCCGCCGCCCUCCACAUCUCCUUCAUACGAUGGAGGAAAGGGCUUUCUUGGGGCUGAGCCUUAUACUGUACAGGUUUCUGAAACAACAACACCAAAAGAUCAACGUGUGCCAAAGGCAGUUUUGCCGCUCCCCCCACACUCAUACGAGCGCUUAAGGGAAAGGAGUGCCACGACACCACAAAGCUCCAAAAUGGCUCAAACAGGAUGGGACUCUGUAGGAUCUAUUUCUAAUAUCUCUCGAAGCUCACCCUUGUGUAGUAGCCGAGGUGAGGUGAUUGAGACCGUAGAUCCCCCGUCGGGAGACACUGGCAAUCGCUGGGAUGCCACGCAAACAACGCUUCCUACUUCAUCUCAGCCACCUCAGCUAGAUAAUAUAGACGAAAGGGUUCUGCAGCACGAACAAAUUCUUCGCGAUUUUCAUCAAUCUGCGGCGGAGGUGUUUCGGAAAAUCACAUGCAACCGCGACGAAUUCCUCGAAAAAUGUACCUCCGUAGUGCGUUCUGUAUCGCACCGUGGUGGCGAUGGUGAGCGCUUUGUUUCCAGUACAACCCAUCAGGGCUUGUUGAGUUGA
Molecule: messenger RNA, 2832 nt
Organism: Trypanosoma cruzi
Lineage: Eukaryota; Euglenozoa; Kinetoplastea; Trypanosomatida; Trypanosomatidae
Exons: 1
Coding region: 1-2832 (943 amino acids)
Source: RefSeq, a predicted model, not a curated record